Triticum urartu is the source of this 1175-nucleotide messenger RNA. The record is from RefSeq and is a predicted model, not a curated record. NCBI's taxonomy places the organism in Eukaryota, Viridiplantae, Streptophyta, Magnoliopsida, Poales, Poaceae.
AGGGCGGCCAUGCCGUGGGCGGUGCGCCUCCUGUCCGUGGCCUGCGUCUCUGUGGCGGCCAAGAUGGAGGAGUACUGCGCGCCGGCGCUGUCGGAGCUCGACGCCGGCGGCGUCUACGAGUUCUGCUCCGCCUCCGUUCGCCGGAUGGAGCUGCUCGUGCUGUCCACGCUCGGCUGGCGCAUGGCCGCCGUUACGCCGUUCGACUACCUCCCUUGCUUCUCCUCCCGGCUCGACCGGCACGACGGCCGCGGCGGCGGCGGGCAUGACCUCGCCCGCGUCGCCCUCAAGUCCAUCGGCUCCAUCUUUGCCACAGCCGAAGCCGGCAGUGUGCUGGAUUACAGGCCAUCUACUGUGGCUGCAGCUGCAAUCUUGGCUGCAUCCUAUGAAGCUCUACUGACCAAAGAAGCACUGGAGUCCAAGAUGGACAAUCUAUCUCCAUCAUGCCCCAUUGAGAAGGAGCAUGUACAUGCCUGCUACAGCAUGAUGGUUGGCGACUUGAAAAGCAGAAUGAGCCAUGGCAAGAGAUCAUUGCCAUGUCCAGACUCCAAUGAAGUUGCCACCAGUACAUAUGAUUCUGUUCUUGUUGAUGAUGUUGCCGACACCGCCGCCUUCAUCGCAGCUGUGUCGGAGAUGAACAAGCAGAUCAGACUGGCAGCUGGAUGGCGGCAUCGUGUACAGGGUCGUCCCCGGCCGCGGCACCGACGUAGCCACCGCCGUCUCAGUGAGCCCAACGACGGCGAUGGCACUGAGUCCGGGUGGCGCCGGCGCCGUGCCUUUGAGGCCGAGGCUGCACCCAUUGCCUAUGUUGCCACUGCCGAGCACGGAGACGCGGCCACAGCCUUGCAUCCGCAGAAGAGAUGGUUGCGUCCAGCGGGAUUCCUCGUCGUAUUCCGUGGCUGGUGUUCAUCAUUUGGUGGAGGCUCGGGACAGAGUAGCGCCGCCCACUGCAGCUCGACAGGUGGCACAACAAUGAACGAGAGACCAUGAGAACACUGAUGAGGCCAUGGAGUGGAGGCGCUCGAAUGCGCAGCUCGGCGACAUCGUCGGUGCGUAGAAAACCAGUCUCAGCGACGCGACAUCGUCGCCGGUGGAACUGAGAAAAUACUGAUAGCGGCCAUGCGGCUUCUACUUGACGACUCGGUGCGAUGGCCGCGGCCGUGUGGCUUCCCUCGGCG